GGCAUCCCGAACAGGAAGUUUAUAUCGCCUCGUCUGCUAGUCUGCAUUUACUAUUUAUUUAAUUUUAAUGUAUGCUUUAUUGCUUCUAACGUUUGAUUUCGUCUGUUGUUGACUUGUUGUGUGAUUUAAACUGAUUUUGUUUUUUCCUUCAUGUGAAUCAUGUGGGGUCCGUAUUCUAAUGGACGUCAGCACAAAUGGCAUAGAGCAAAGCUUGAGCAGGUGUACCGCUUGUUGGAGAAUGAGGAGAUCACUGCUGACGAUGUGAAUGACAUCAAGGAUGAGGUUGAAAUUUACCUCGAGAUGAAUCAGGAUCCAUCUUAUGUUGGUGAUGACACCCUGUAUGAUGAUCUUCCGUUCGACAAACUGGAUGGGAAGGUGGGAGAAGAUCUGGGGACAUCACAUGCAGGUACCAAGCCAGUUGGAUCGCCGUCACUGUCAAUGCCACUGUCACCGUCACCGUCACCGUCACCUUCACCAUCGCCAUCGCCAUCGCCAUCCCCAUCACCAUUAUCAGGGUCAAGGCUUCCAGGGCUCAUCAGAAACAUGCGAUCACUUGCCAAUUCUGGUAAUUCUGGUAAUUCUGGUAGUGUUCUUGGGUCCACCGCUUCCACGUCAGCCACCAGCAGCGCAGGCCAGGUCAGCAAAACAUGUCAAGAGAACACCAAAGAAAACUCAGCAGAAGAUGUCAGCUGUGCUGCAAGGUGGCUGGCUGAAAAUGAUUCUUUACAUGGUGUAAGUAACUUUGCUCAGGCGCCGCUGGACGAUCCAGGCUCCAGCUGGAAGGUUGAUGGGAUUUCUUUCCAUCUUUUCACAAUGGAAGGGAAGAAAGAUCUUGACAUGGAUAUUGCGGAUUGCGAUAAAGAUUUGGAGACGUUCAAUGUGUCGAUUGCAUGCCAGCAAACUGGGACACUGGAAGAGCUGAGCCUCAUGUCAAACAAACACCAUGCGGCCAUGAUUAUGGAGGAAGGGGAGGGAAAGAACCUGGCUGCUGCAUCAACACCAGGUGUAUCAGGGUCAUCAGGUCAGCAGAGCUUGCUGUCUGCACCCAACUCAGAUGCCGCGGAGCCCCACUCUGUUUCAGAUUCGACAUCACCGGGCAUCUUGGACGGAAACAAAACUUGCCCCGAUGAGGCCUACGUCUCAAAACGGAAGCUGGAGUUCGCUUCCCCUCGCGAUUCAGAGUCGACAACAAGUGAAGAAAAAGUUGGCCAGUUGAGAAGCUCACGGGCAGGCGAGUCAGACGAAGCAGUGGUAAGUAAGGAGGAGGGUGAAACCGAUUGCCACGGUGAUGGCAAGUGUGCAGGAGCACAGAAGGAGCAGGGAGAGAAAAUGAAGCUCGCAAGUCGCAUGGAGGAUGUUGGUCGAGAUGCAGGCGCGGGAAGCGCUGUUGAGAUGAUGGAAAAUUUGACGAAGGAACUACUACAUGACAAUUGUCACCAGUUUCAAGGAUCAGGAAUGCCAUCCGGAUCUUCACUUGUAUCAAUAACGCACCAUCAGCUGCAAGAUCGCGUUGCACAGGAUAAGAUAGCAAGUGGCCAAUCCAUGUCAGCACCUCUUCAGCACACGGAAGGUGACCGCAGGAGGACUACCGCCACUCCUCCUCCCCGGAGUUUGUAUGAAGAUCUGACUCAACUUGAUCAGAUGAUGGGAUUGAAGUUCGACGAUCCAACAUUAAAUCUGUUUUUUCCAGAAGAUCAAGAGGUGGAGCCUUCUGGCCCCGGCUCUGCAAUUGGAGGAGCGGGAAACGGCAUCAACGAUGUGGAUGCAGAGCGGGUGGCGGCUGUAAGGGAGAUGCUCCGAAUUCGAGGAACUAGAUCGCCUGGAAUCCCUGGAGAGUAUCCUCCUGGCCGAGAAGAGCGGACAAUGGGUAGCCCGUUCAAUCAGGCACGAUCCUCAAAUGAGGUGGGGAUGAUAAGAGCAGGUCUUGGCAGAGGCGCAGGAGGAGGCUCACUGAUGAUCCCUGGUCAUGGCCCCAGCGAGGUCCCACCCUUUGUACCUCCAUUACUGCAGCAAUCGCUGCUUUCGGAUGGUAGUGGAUUAGGAGGAUCAUUUCAUCGGCAGCAACACAAUAUACUGCCCUUGAACGUGCAAAUGCAUCUGCAGCUGCAGCAAAUGAUGCAGUCUGGUGGGGGUCUGCUUCCUCCACGGCCUCAUCUUGCCAGCGUGCAUUCCCCCCCAGGUCAAUCUCAUGCAGGCAUGGUGGCAAAUCUGGGAAUGCAGGAGCAACACCUUCAAGCCGACGGAGGUGGAGUGGGCUUGUCGCACGGAGCUGGAACUCGACACUAUCAUCAUCAGUUAGGGAUGACUCACGGUGGGGGCCAUGGCCCUUUGCUUAGGCUGGGGAGCAUUGGUGCUUCUAGUGCUGGACUCACACAUGGUCGGCCAGGAUCAGGACACCGUGAAUCGCAUCCUGAAGGCCCUGGUGUCAUUGGUUCUCGCUUCUGGAAACUACCAACCGCACCUCAUAGGCCAACCAGCGAUGCUCUGUUCGGCGGAGAAGCAGAAUCCGGACUGUUUCAGCAGUCUCAUGCAGGUCGACAUCCUCCUCGCUCCCAUCUUGCACAGCUAGCAACUGCGACACCUGGCACAGGAGGGUCCUUAGAGUACAGGGGUGGCCAGAGAUCCCAGCUAUCAACUCAGAAAUCGGGAUUAUGGCAUAUGUCCAGAGAAUCCAAUGCCGAAGCAGAUCCCACGGUGGAAGCUGAUGAAACAGAAGGGAUGGGCACUCCUCAAGAUGGUACCCAUCAACAACAGAAGGAUUGCCUGUUGGCGGCCAUGGACAGUGUGAACUGGAUAGCUAAGGACACACCUACUAAAGGGUUCGUCACUUCUGUACCUAGUCCUGGGCACCCCCUCCCCUCCCUCCCAUGCCCCUCUCCCCCCUCUUCCUUACUCCCCCGCCCAACCCAAAGGUUGCAUCUCAUCCAAACUAAAUAAUCACCCCCUUCCUUCCUUUUGUGAAAGAUGUGUUUGCCCCAAUACAAACAUCCAAGCAGACUUAACAAAGGACCACAACAUAC
Messenger RNA from Chara braunii, 3020 nucleotides. The record is from the annotation of a GenBank genome assembly. NCBI's taxonomy places the organism in Eukaryota, Viridiplantae, Streptophyta, Charophyceae, Charales, Characeae.